Messenger RNA from Oryza brachyantha (malo sina), 1209 nucleotides. RefSeq names its product protein SICKLE. NCBI's taxonomy places the organism in Eukaryota, Viridiplantae, Streptophyta, Magnoliopsida, Poales, Poaceae. Gene Ontology annotation, biological process: miRNA processing; mRNA splicing, via spliceosome. The coding region runs from base 72 to 1031 and encodes 319 amino acids. The record is from RefSeq and is a predicted model, not a curated record. The transcript is spliced from 2 exons.
GCCGACGAGCAACGUGUUCGCCGUCAGACUCGGAAAAGGGCGGCGGCGCCGGCGAGCAGUAGCGGGCGCAGAUGGAGGGCGGCGAGCAGGAGGAGGAGACGUCAGCGAAGCGCCGGGAGCGCCUCCUCGCGCUCCGCUCCUCCGCCGCCACCGCUACCGCCGCGGCAGCCGGCUCCUCGCCGUCCGCCGCGCCGCCACCGGCGGGGGCGGCCGCGUGGGAUCUCCCGGUGCCCGACCUGGUGAACGACCCCGCCGCCGCCGCCUCGCUCCCGCCUCCGCGGUUUGACUACUACACCAACCCCGCCGCCGCCUUCGCCUCCUCGUCCGCCGCCUCCCAUAAGCGGAAGGUCCCCGACUUCCGGGCUCCGGCCCCGCCCUACGGAUCAGGGAAUUACGGAAGUGGUUAUUACCCUCCACACCAGCACCAUAUGGCCCCAUCGCCAACUCACUCUCCAUCCCCGAUGGCCUAUGAUUCACUGGUGGGCAAUCACUGUCGUACAACGCAGUUCCGGACUCCAAUGUCAGGACUCCGAGGACCUCCUCUUGGUGCUCCUCCACCCUUCGCCUUCGGCCCAUAUUCUGCUCCUCCAUCUCAAGGUCCUUAUCCACAUUCACCAAGCUUUGCACACAGAAACUCUAAUCCUGGCCAAGAUAGUGGUGGCCGAAUGAACUAUGGACCCAGAGGUGGUCCAUACUCACAUCAUGGAAGAGGGAGGGGCCAGAACUACCAUGGCAGCCCAGGAUCAACGGGAAGAGGACAAAGGGGUGGCUCAGGCUUACAAAACUUUUCUGCAUCGCGAGGUCAAAGAAGCUAUUACAACAAAAGCAUGAUUGAUGAUCCAUGGCGGGAUUUGCAACCAGUUGUUGGCAACAUACUGAUACCUAGGGAUGGAUCCAAGUCAUGGCUUCCAAACUCGUUGCGUGCGAAGAAGGAUACAUCUGAUCGAGGCCAAAUUAAGUCGACACCAUCAGGAUUGAGCUUGGCAGAGUACCUUGACUUGUCCUUCAACGAGGCUUCUAAUGAUACGUAGGCCUUUGUAUUGUUAAAGAUGCUGUUGUUCUCGGUAGCGUUUGGCGCUAUCGGUGUUUCACUUCGAAUAUGUUUGUCUUACAUUUUCAAUGCUUUCAUUGGCCUAGGGUACAGACCUGCAAGAGGGUUACGGAUGUCCUGGUGUGUAUUUGCUAGUACCGUUUAUGAAAUUCUUGUCG